Molecule: messenger RNA, 2838 nt
Organism: Durusdinium trenchii
Lineage: Eukaryota; Dinophyceae; Suessiales; Symbiodiniaceae
Source: the annotation of a GenBank genome assembly
AUGGAGACCUACGAGGCGCUGCUGAAGUCGCAGCUGAAGCAGCUGGAAGAGGUCUUGCUGCGACGGCACCAGGCCGAGUUUCACGCGCUCAAGCAGCAAUACCUGCUCGGAGUGGAGAAAGGUGCUCCAGGCCUUUCGGAGGACUGUGGCCAGAACGACGAGAUUCCCCAGGAACGUUGGUGCUUGGAGCGAACCAGGGCAGUGAAGAGGUGGGAGUCAUUCUCUUGGAAGCUGUUGGCUCGGCAAGAAAGCAGCUUUGACACGGAAGAGUCCAUCAUCGCGGUCCGGAGCUCCUCCGAACGGCCCGACCUACGGAUGCGCUCCUCCUGGUGCCAUUCGGUGAUGCAGAAGCGAGUGAAGAUGCCCCCGAGCUCGCGCAACAGUUACACGGAGGAUAUGAUCCUCAGGAUGAAUGAGGAAAUGACUUCGUCCUCCUGGUACUCGAAGUUCGUGUUUGGUCCACAGAGCUCCUUCCAGUUGCUUUGGGCGGUGCUCUCGAUCAUUCUGAUCACCUGGGAUUUGGUGACGAUCCCACUGGAGGUGUUUGACAAUUCGAGCUUUCACGAGAUCUUAAAAAGUGUGGGCUAUGGCUCCCUCGCCUACUGGGUUGUUGAUAUGCCUCUUCAUUUGCUUUUUGGUGUUCAGAAAGGGGGAAUCGUAGAGCUUCGACCUCGGGUCUUGGCCAGGCUCUACCUCAAGACCUGGUUCCCCGUGGACUUAGCACUCGUGGCAUUGGAUGUGUUGCUGAUCGUCUUCGAGAUAAUGGUGGGAGAGGGAAGCUUCAGCGGUGCCUUCCGCUCCGUCCGCGUGCUGCGCAUCAUGCGGAUCCUCCGUUUGCUGCGGCUCCUGCGUGUGGCCAAGCUUCAACGGGAGUUGUCCAUCAUCGCCAAUCGCUUCAUCUCCGCCUAUGUCUUCAUGGUGAUGAAGCUGGUUUGCAUCGGUGUGCAGAGUGUUGGAGCGUGUGGCCACCGGCUCCACACCGUACGCGUGGACCGUGCCACGAUGCCCCACCUGGCACCUCCGCGCCGUACGCGGUGCCUGACCUUCGCGUGGCUGGCGUGGACGGCGUGGACCGCGUUGGGACGCGUGGACCGGUGCUUCGCGCCCAGCCGGACGGAACGCCGGACGGCCACGGUCGCACGCAUGGCCAGCGCGGCGGAGUGGUUGGAGGGGCAGGGCUAUGACGUUGCGGGGAAGCAAGGGCGAGGAGGCAGCAGCUGGGCCUCCUUCCAGACUUUGCAGACGGACCAGGGCGACUUCUUUGUCAAGACUGCCCGGCGUCCAGCGGCGGACAUGUUCAAGGGCGAGGCUCUCGGAUUGGAGGCGCUGCGUGCUGCAGGCGGCGUGUGCGUUCCGAAAGUCCUGCACUACGAUGACGACGGCAGUGGGGGCUCCUACAUCAUCAUGGAGAAGCUGAACAUGGGCGGUCGGGUCAAUAUGAAGGACUUCGGCAGGAAGCUGGCUGAGAUGCACCUGGCGGAGCCCGCGCAUCCAGAAGCCAAGUCGGGUAAGUUCGGCUUCCAGGUGGACAACACCAUCGGUGGAACUCCUCAGAAGAAUGCGUGGACAGAAGAUUGGGCCAGCUUCGUGAAAGAGCAACGCUUGGGGCCGCAGGUGCGAAUGGCGGGGAGCGGUCAGCUCACCCGAGUCUGGAAGCAACUCUUGGAGGAGACAGGUGAUCUAAGAGACCUCUUCAGUGAUGUCGAGGUGAAGCCGUCCAUACUGCACGGCGAUCUUUGGAGUGGCAACUACCAAGGCACACCUGAUGGGGUGGCCAUUUUUGAUCCUGCCACCUACUACGGCCAUCAUGAAGCGGAAUUUGGAAUGUCCUGGUGCGCGGGCUUCAACGGCGACUUCUGGAGUGGCUAUCGGGAGGUCAUACCCGAAGCGCCCAAGUACCGGCAGCGGGCGAAGCUCUACGAGGUGGGCAUGUUCGAAGCCUACGUGGCGUCGCUGCACUGGAGCUUGACGCAAUUCACGCCCUCCACCAACAACGUGGCGCCCGCCAACUCCUUGGAAAGGCUUUUUGCCGUCUUCGUCAUUCUGCUCGCCAUGGGUUGUUUCUCCUCCUUCGUGGGCUCCAUCACGGCGACGGUGAAUGCGUUGCGAAGCAUCCAAGCCACCAAAGUCAAGCAGCAGAACGAAGUGCUCCGGUUCUUUGCUGAGAGAAAAAUGUCUUUGGACCUCUAUCGGAAGGUGCAGUACGUGAUCCGCACAGAGAAACUCAUGGAUGAGCCGCUCAUGGAAAACGAGGUCACGUUGCUGAAGCUCCUGCCACAACGCUUCAGGAUCCAGUUGCACGAGGAGAUGUAUUUGCACGAGUUGUUACAGCUGCCAUUCUGGCCCAGCGGCGUUAAGACACGUGAGGGCGUUUUCCUGGCAGAGGUUUGCCAUUUGGCGAUGCAGGAGGAGAUUGCCCGAAAGUCGGAAGACAUCUUCCUGCCAGGCACCGAAUGCCAUGCCGCCUAUCUCAUGGAGCCAGGAGCCAAAAUUGCAUUGGAGGCCUUGCCACCGCUUUGGCUACAGAUCUCAUUGCUGUCCAUGACCUGGGGUUCCACAAGCAUGUCCAGCUUUGCUGUGACCUUUGUGUCCUUGGUGUGUUCUUAUGUGAACAUCCUGAAACAUUUGUUUUUGGUCACCGAAUGUCUUGCCGCAGAGAUUGAAGACUUGGAGAUCUCCCAGCUGCUGAGCCUAGAGCAGUGCAGCAAAGGAGUCAAUGAGAACAGCUGUCUCUUGGCCUCUUUGGUGUUUUUUGCCAUCUUCACCGUGCUGAUUUGCACCAUCCGUUUGGCGGGACUUUGGUAUUGCCCCAGCCACAUCCUGGAUCUCACGAGUUGA